AUGGUAAACACGGUUGCGGCAUCACAUAUUCUUCACAAGCUAUUGCUUCAAUUUCACAUCCAUUGUACUUUGUUUCUUGCUGGAAAUUCUACAAUGAGUUUUGAUGCUAAUCAAGUACUAUAUGUAUGCUUUCAGUUUAUAAUAGCCUGGAUAGCUUGCUGGUAUGCAAUAUACUUGGUCACUGGAUUUCAUCUUCGAAGUAUAGGAAUUAACAAUGGAGUACUUUUCAAUAGAGUAUCUUUCACUUCCAAGUCCAUUCGAAUAUCAAUUGGGUCCGUGAGAUUCCGAUUAUGGGGCAACUCCCGAAUGCUCAUUCUUGAUGAGGUCGAUAUUCAAUUGCGAGAAUCAAGAAAGAAAAGAAAACCAAAGGGUAGAAAACAUGACACAGACACUCCAGAAGAUAACGAUAUUCUGGGUCACCCAUGCAUUUUUCCCAAAAAUGUCCUUUUAAGAAACCUACUUAAAUUGUUGAUCAAACUAAUACCGAACAUUGACCUUGAAAUACGACAUGCUACUAUUCAUGAUAAAAAGGAGCUGGUAUCCAAAGCCGAGUACAUCAGAGCGACCAUAAAGUCUCAAAAGGCUGCCCAUAACAGAAUAUUUUCAUCAGUCAUUAACACCAAUAAUAUAGACUGGCGUCCUAAUAAUUCAGACGAUACCAACGAAGAGGCACUUUUAUCGCUAGCAACAUUGAAAUUACAGUCAGGAUUGCUGGUCAAUCUAAGAACUGGUGAACUAUUUGACGUUCAGUCAAAACUAUUCACUGACGAGUUCAAAGUACGUGCUUUUUCUUUAGCCCGUUGGGUUGCUCAAAAUCGUUCGUCUAAGAACGAAUCAGACGAAGACACAGCUCCAGCUACAAACAGUGAAGGUCAACCAAAAUCAAUCAUCCGCCUCGUGAAGUGGCAUAGCUACAUCUACCGCUGCAUGCAUGAAAUUUCAUUAAUAGCAGAAAACACUAUGAUCCUGGAAUUCCCUUUCUUGUCGGCAGAUGACGACUACGAUAUGUCCAAGUUUUGGGAUCAACCUGACCACAACCACUACUUCAACUUUCAAAUAAAGUCUUUGUCUCACACAAUUCGCAAGUUCGACAAAGAUUCAGCUGGAUUUCAUGUGUUGUUUGACCCAAAAGUCGACUCUCCUGUUCAGGCAGUCACUGCUCUCCAAAUCCUUAGAGUUGAGUUCUGCCGCAAAGUUAAGAAUACCCACAACCAGUUUCAUGUCUCAGAGAUCAUUUCAAUUCCAAACUGCAGUGUUACACACAAAGGUAAUAUGUCGGAUCACUUUGUCAAAGGAGAUGGCUUCAAGAAUUGCGCCAUUGAGUUGUUUGCCUCGUUAAGUAACCCAACACUUGACCUUGAUGCCGACCAACUUUCAAUUAUCACCUACAACUUCAUAGCAUUCAAAAAAUUUAUGAAAGCUAAAAAGUUGAUGAGAAAGGACGAUAUCGACGCUGACCAGCAGUCCGAUGAUACGAACGAUCCAGAUGAUACAAAGGUAGAAGCUCUAGAAGAGGAGUUGAAUACAUUACAAGAUGAACAUUUGCAUGAAGAGCAUUUACUGAAUGACCAGAACAACAAGGCUAACCACAAAGCUAACGACGUACGUUACCGUGCAAACAUCAUUGGGCUCCUCAACGAAUACUACCCCCGAUUGAACAUGACUUUGAUCAUGGAACAGCCGCGUAUUGUGAUAAGACAGACUGACAAAAACCACAAUUGCCUAAAGCUUGUGAACUUCUCAUAUUCGCUUUUAAACAUUCAUGUUCUAACAACGGAUCAAAGAGAUUACGAUGCAAGAUGCCAUAUUCUCCACCCUGCAAUUACCUACCAAUCGCAAACUAAUGACUUCAAUUCCUCCACGACCAAACAUGAAAUAUUUUUGUCUGAAGCUUUGACUUGUCGUCUUCAGGUACUCAAGAGUUUUGAAGUAAAAGCAGACUUUGAAGUGGCCCAAACUUGCGUUGAAAUGGGCAAAUUAUCGUUACUUGCGGGGAUCAGUUCAUUAAUGGAUGACUUGAGAAAAUCAAUCACUCAAUGCCUACAAUCCAGUAAAAUUUUGGAACAGAUUGAGAAGAUUGGAAACGACAGAGCAAGAAAUCAACAAAAAUCACUGACUGCUCAACCUUCGGUUCUAUUCCAUCCUUUACCUCAUUGGCUCCUUGAGCUCAACUUUGAACUUUCAAACAUCAAGUUAAAUUUGGGAUCUCGCUCACUUCUUAUUCCCGAGAAUAGAAUGACAAGUAUAAGCAAUGACAUUGUUAAUGAGGACAUAUUUGGCGACUACAAUCAUUUACAAUCUACCUCAUUUAGUGUUGGCAAAGUUCGUUUCCAGUACUUGAAUGGUACAGAUAUCGAAACAACAACCGCAAUGACACUGCCAGCUUCCUCACUGGAAACCUUGGCCGAAAAGAGAGUCGAGUUGUGGUCUUUGAACUCCAGAGUUUCAGACAUUUCUAUGUCUAUGGACUUAGAUGUCAGAAACCCAAAGCUGCAUGUUUUAUCGGUACCUGAUAUUGAUCUGAAAGUCUCUGCUUUGCAAAAAUCUUCGAAUCUUACUUUGCAAGUUGAGAUAACGGUCGAGAAGGUAAGUUUGAGCUAUGACAAGUUUAAGUUGUUCACUUUGCUCGGAACAGUAGGCUUGUUCAAACUGCUUUUGUUACCAUUCAGAGCAAUGAAAGAACGAAUUUCUGACAAGUCAAGGGAUAAAUUUGAUGAUAGCACGCCAGAAACGACUCCACCAGCCGUUGAAUUCGAUUGCUUGGUCAAGUCAUUGGACUUGGUACUUGAAUUGAGCGAAGAAUGUACCGUGAAGACCCAGCUCUUUGACGCACAGUUAUCAAGCAGAGCAGAAAAGCACCAUGUUUUUCUCAAGUUACUACGGGUUAUGAUCAACUCGCCAACCGUACCGAAUGCUUGGAGUCGUGUCUUAUGUGUGGAUUCGUUAAACGUCGACAUUGAUCCAAAAUUGCAAGACCCCAUCACUGUCGACACUGACUUCAUCAAGUUGAUCCAGCCACAUGGACUAGUUGUGUAUCACCUUUUCGACAGUAUGUCCAUUACGAUUAAAGUUCUCAAGCAUCUCGUUGCUUGUUUGAAAUCGAAUGCGGACAAAUCUCGGUUCGUAGCGCCAAGUGAAUCAAAGGCUAAGAAAAUCCCCAAAGUCAGACUUAAGUCUUUCAAGGUUCACUAUCAAAUGGAAGACGACCCAUUCGAGUCUGAACUCAACAUGUCUUACCAAUUGGGUAUGGUUGAGCAACGGAAGCGACUCGAAGAAUUAUCGCUUUUUGAUGUGAGUUGGAAGAGGAAACACGGCAAUGAAGAAGGGGAAGAAAGUGGGUCAAAUGAAGAGUACGAACAAUUACUAAACAAAUUACGUUCUCAAAUGGCACGCUCAUGGGUUAGAAAGGUCAAAGUUUACCGGGCAAAACUCAAAGAAGAGAUUGCUGCUAACAAGCGUUUUAUUUUCGGCAGCGAAUGUAAGUUGGAUACGCAUUGGAAUGAGGGAAUUGUUCCAUAUCUGUACCACGCUCCAUUGUUGAACAUGAUGUUGCUGGAAAUGGAUUUGGACCUUUCUUCCGUUGAAGACUUGGAAAAGGUUCCUGAAAUGAUCCAUUCGCUCGGUCAAGGUGUUCCUGUUGACACUAGGUAUUCGCUUUUGCUUCCUCUAUUUGUCAAACUUCAAGUUCUGGAAGUCCGCAUGCACCUUCGUGACUAUCCUCUUCCAAUGCUCCACAUUCCUAGAAGUGACGAUAGAAAGGUGUUAGGCAUGCAAGGAAACUUUAUCAUCUCGGAAGCUUUCAUCACGAACAAGGAAAACCUUCGGCGAAUGCAGGUGCCUUUAAGUAAGGUGCUCAAGGACACAAAAAGCGAAGACUUCUAUUCUCUUUGUAUCGACAAAUCUCUUUCCACUGUGAAAUUGUAUUCAGAUAUGAAGUUCAAGAUCCUGCCUUCUGACCCUGCACGUUUUGUUUGGGGUCAAUCAUAUCAGUUUGGUAUUCAGCAAAUUAUGCUCAAUAUGGACCAGUUCUCUAAACCGCCAGUUGAUCCUUCACCAAAACUCGGAUUCUGGGACAAACUAAGAUUGAUUUUCCAUGGCAAAUUUGAGGUCACUUCUGAUACUGGUUCAGGGCUAGAAAUUGCCUUUAAAGGAUCUCGCGAUCCUUAUAAUUUAUUCGGAGACGGAUGUGGUUUUGUGUUGGCAUUUAACGAUGAACUUCACUGGAAAAUCAACAAGGACGACGACCCAAGACACUUCUUUGAAGUACAUGCGAAAAAAGUGUCAUGGUACAUUCCUAACUACAUGAAAGCUCCGCUUGUUGCCUGGUCAAGAGACAUCUCAAAGUCAAAUUACCUUCCAGACUCAACGUCUGUAAUCACAUCUUGCUUUGCUUACUAUCUUCAAGAAAGUAAGCCCAAAUCUGCGAGCCAUAAGGCGAAUAUUAUAGAAAAGCAUGUCGUGCGUUUGAGUGGUGGCAUAGAUUUUAAGGUUGGAUUCAUGCUAGAACGCAAAGACGAAAAAGGUGAAAGGACUUUCGAUUGCAAGCCUCAUUAUGACGUUAACCUUUUCAACCCAAUCUACACCAAAGAGGGCCACGAUUCUUACGCUGGUUUCAGAAGCGAUUACAUUCACAUGUCCAUCGGCUUGGAAGCAAACUCCAAGAAGUCAACAAAUGCAAUCUACCUAUCCCCCAACACAUUUCAACAGUUUUUCCGUUGGUGGAAGUUAUUUCAAAGUAACAUGAUCCUUCCUGUUAGAAGGGGGCCUAUGUUUGGAGAAUUAAAGCAAUCUGUCAAGUUCUCACAGCAUUUGAUGACGAACAAGUUUCAGUUUCAUGUCAAGUCGUUGUUCAUCACCCAUGUUUAUCGGGAUAGCUCUGAUAUUGACAACGAUAAGAUGCUGUGUGUGGGUCUUAAAGCCAAAGUUGAAGAAUUUGUUGUUGAUUUACACCUGCGUAAAGAGCAGAGAACUAUAGUUCAUGAGGCGCUUUCAAGAGACCAAAAAACUAUGAAGAUGAAUUUCAAUAUUGGAGAAGUUCAUCUCAACGGCAUUGAUUUAAGGCUUCUCAAGGGAGAGUUUGACUACGAUGUUUAUAAUCCAGAAAUUCGAGGGGACCGUGAAAUGAACUUUGCAUCCUACGAUAAAGAUAAAUCUUGGCUCGACGCUCGAGAUUUUGUGGAGGUACAUUCUCCUUCCGUGAAAAGUGGUGGAGAUGUCAAGAUCUUUCCAUUAAUGCACUCAAAGCGGUUCACGUAUUUGCGAGAUACAAUGGACGAAAAUGACGACAACGAAUUUGGCAAUGAAGAUAUACACGAAUGCUAUCUAGAUACCUCCGACCAAUUAUCGCCAGCGGAGGAGCUUCUUCAUGAGAGAAUAACAGAUUUGAAGAAGCAGGUGACGAAAUGUGAUUCAAAGCAUCUAGAAGAGAGAAUUGAUUUCAUUGAAAAAGAAUUUGGGAAGAAGAGAUCCAAUUCUGUCGUUUCACAAACAUCUAUCGGUAAAAAGAAUUCAGAUGAAAAGUUUCACAAUAAGUUUGCCCUAGUGGGUAUGUUCUUGAAAUGGAAUGUUGACAGCAGAAAUAACCUCAUGAAGUAUAUUCAUUAUUCUCAGCUCAAGAGUAUGAUGGCAAAGUAUCUCUCUUAUGAAUCAAUAAGUACUCUUGAGGAGCUACAAGAAGAAGCAGAGAAGAUGAUAAAUGAUGACAAGUCUUCUGGGUUCUCUGAUAAAGACCAUAAUAAGCUCAGUCACUUGAUGUCCCGACCUCGAAAUCUGGUUCUGAAAGAGGAACAAACUGCAGAAGCUCGCUUGGAUUCAUUUUCCAAAAUAUUGAAAUCAUGCAGUGAUGGAGAGAACAUUACCGAAGACUUCAAAAUCGAGAUAAUAUCCCCUCAAAUUCAAAUGCUGACUGAAACCAAUCCGGACGCUGUUGUGCUAGUAACAGCACCCAAAAUUGAUAUCCAAAUUGUGUCAGUUGUUGAAGAGAAUUCAGACAAGCUUAUUAUCAACCCGAAGGAGUACGUUUAUCGAUACGGAGUUGUUCUUCAUGAGGCUAAUUUUUUCGUUAUCAGGAAAGAAGAUGCAGAGAAGCCAAACGAGUUGGCUCUUAGCAGUAAAGCAUACGGAUCCAAAACGAACUGGCCGCCUUGGCUCGGCAUUGAAAUCAGUCAACAAGGACGAUUGGCAGGAACCAAAAAACUACUCAUUGAAAAGAUGUCACUUAUGUUGAUGUAUGAUCAAAUUCGGCCCCUGGGCAAGAAGCUCUACCAAACCGAAGACUCGUCAAAUCAACUUGAGGCGCUCAAAGAUGGGGAGCAGGAGCACAGUUUUACAGUUGACAAACUUUGCGUCGAUAUUCCCCAAGUGGUCAUCACGUCUACCUCACAGCAGUACUUUACGUUGUAUGUGAUUGUUCUUGGAUUGUUCUUCUAUUCUGAGCCUAUGAGUAAGUCUUUGUCGGAGCGGUUAGAAAAGUUGAAAUUCAGUAUUGAUUUUCAAGACUUGGGUGCACUUCAUUCCAAGUUGACCCAACUCCACAAUUACUAUCAACUUAUGGGAUACUUGCUACGCAAUUACGAGUUUCGACAGGAUAAUUUGGACAAUGAUACGCUAAAUGAUGGGUUAACUCUUCGGUCAACGCAAGAUGAAGUCGCCAAAGAAGUUUAUUCUUUGAUGCUGAUACUAUUAUCUGGAGACUUCAAUAGCUCCAGUCUGAGUUCGAAAGCUAAUGCAGAGUGGUUCAUUCGUACUGACCAGAUUAUCUUGCACAUGCUAGAAGAUGAUGGAGCGUCCAUUCUCGACUUGGCAAUGGCCAAGAGUAACUACCGAAGAUUGGUUUUUGAAGAUGGUUCCAACAUCAACAAUAUUGACAUUGAGAUGAUGCAAGGCUUCAACUUGAUAAAAAAUGCGCACUAUCCAGCGUUCAUUGAGCCGUUAGAAGAGAUUACUGACGGUAAACAAUCGCUCGUGAAUGUACGGUGGAAGAUGAACCGACCUAUAGGAGGUAUCCGAAUCAUGGAAGAAUUCGAAAUAAAUUCACAGCCGUUGAAUGUCAAAUUAGACGAAGUAACUGGCGACAAACUUAUGAAAUAUAUCUUCCAAUCGGACCUUAGCGACUUGAAAGAGAGUCCUAUACUUCAGAAACAGAAAGAGGGCAAAGAAGAUGGCGAUGAAGAUUCCAAUGACUCCCCUGGUAAUGCGGAUUCUGACUCAGGUGAGCUGGACUCAGCUGGUAAGAAGCAGUCGGAUUCGUCUGAUCAUAGCAGCAGCAGUGAAUCCAAGAACAAAAAGAUACAACUGUUGACUUCAAGUCACUCGGAGUAUGAGUUCCAUGAUCAAGUGGACGACAUGGUAUCUCGUUCUAAACAAUACUUGAGUAUUAUAGACUUCAAGCUCAACAGUUUCAAAGCCCUGAUCUCGUUCAAGUAUAAAACAGGAAUUAAGAGGUUGCUCAAUGUGCAAAACUUCAUCAUAAGCUUCCCCGAGCUUGUCAUCCAUAGGAAAGUGAUGUCACUUCUUGAUAUUGCUAUGAUGGUGAAGAAAAUUGUAUUGAAAUCGGUGAUAAUGCACAGUGGCAGUUUGAUCAAGAAUAAGCUUACAGUUCAGCACCAACCUAAAAGAGUGAUUAAGGCGCCAUUGAAGCCCAUCAAGAGGUAUGUUCGCUUCACUAAGAUAUCCGAGUUACAUCUGGAAAGCCAUGAGUCAUUAGAAACUUGA
Meyerozyma guilliermondii ATCC 6260 is the source of this 7713-nucleotide messenger RNA. RefSeq names its product Fmp27p (gene FMP27). Lineage: Eukaryota; Fungi; Ascomycota; Pichiomycetes; Serinales; Debaryomycetaceae. The record is from RefSeq and is a predicted model, not a curated record. The transcript has a single exon. The coding region runs from base 1 to 7713 and encodes 2570 amino acids.